AGAGGCAGAAGAGGAGGAGGACGAGGAGGAGGAAAUCGACGAGGAUGAGGACGACGACGAGAAAUACAAACCCCCCGUCCAGAACAACAACAAGAUCCUCUACAACAUCGACGCCCGCACCAUGAAACCCUUCACCCGCAAAUCCGCCUCGAACCACCGCGGCUACCACAUGGCAGCCCCGACAAAGACCGGCAUCUUCAACCGCAUCCUCUUCAACUUCCCCCACGUCGGCGGCAAAUCCACCGACCGCAACCGCCAAGUCCGCUACAACCAAGAGCUCCUCGUCGCCUUCUUCAACUCGGCCCUCCCCAGCCUGGCGCCCAAGGGCUCCAUCGUCGUCACCUUGUUCGAAGGCGACCCGUACACCCUCUGGAACGUCAAGGACCUCGGCCGCCACGCAGGCUUGCAGGCGCUGGAGAGCUUCAGGUUCUAUUCGCACGCGUACCCGGGCUACAAGCACGCCCGGACGGCGGGGGUGAUACGGGAGAAGAAGACGGGGGAGGCGAGCGGGGCGGCGUGGAAGGGCGAAGAGAGGGCGGCGCGGAGUUUUGUGUUUAUGCGCAAGGAUGAGGCGCCGGAAGAGGCGCCUGCUUCCAAGAAGAAGAGGAAGCGUGGCGGGGAGGAGAGUGAUAGUGAGGAGGAGAUUGAGGUUUCCGAGGUGGAGGACUUUGAUCCUAAUGAAGCAGGGGGGUGGGUUGGGGAGUAACCAGCCAACGAAGGAAGAUCAGACGGGAAGGACUGACUGCUCACAUAUAUUCGGCAGUGAAGAGAUGGAGGGCUUACAUAUCUCCUCAUGGGCGAUGGGAGUGCAGAAGGAAGGCCUUAGCAGCGCCUGAAGUGUAUAUGGCCUAGCGGAGGAAGGUGAUGCCUGGGAUCGGCAGAGAACGCGAGUUCGAAUUUGGUGGCCCUACAUAAACUCACAGGCAGCUCAUUUUUUGGUCUCCCUUUUCUCUCCCACCCAGCUCAACCCCCCCCCCC
Colletotrichum phormii is the source of this 978-nucleotide messenger RNA. RefSeq lists its product as uncharacterized. Lineage: Eukaryota; Fungi; Ascomycota; Sordariomycetes; Glomerellales; Glomerellaceae. Gene Ontology annotation, molecular function: rRNA (uridine-N3-)-methyltransferase activity. The transcript has a single exon. Gene Ontology annotation, biological process: rRNA base methylation. Bases 122 to 706 code for a protein of 194 amino acids. The record is from RefSeq and is a predicted model, not a curated record.